Lepisosteus oculatus (spotted gar) is the source of this 738-nucleotide messenger RNA. The record is from RefSeq and is a predicted model, not a curated record. Lineage: Eukaryota; Metazoa; Chordata; Actinopteri; Semionotiformes; Lepisosteidae.
AUGAAUGUCACCCUUUACUCUGAGUUCAUCAUUGUGGGAGUGCCUGUGCUACAGGAGCACUACAUUCCUCUAUUCAUCAUCUUCCUCAUCAUCUUCCUGGCCACUUUCUUGGGUAAUCUACUCGUUGUGGUGUUAGUGGGCCUGGAUCACUUGCUCCACACACCCAUGUACUUCUUCCUCUGGAACUUGGCUGUCAUAGAUGUUCUAUUGACUGUUACUAUUAUACCUAAAUUGUUAGUAGUGCUCUCUGGUCAUGAAAGGACUAUAUCCUUCGCAAGCUGUUUUGCACAGAUGUACUGUUUUAUCUCAUUUGCAGCUGUUGAAGUAUUCCUUGUCGCAGUCAUGGCUUAUGAUCGCUAUGUUCCUAUAGUGAAACCUCUACAUUACAACACCAUCAUGAGCAGUAAAGUCUGUUUUACAAUGACAGUUUGGGUGCUUGGCUUCCUCAUUCCCUUAACAUCUGUAGUACUGGCAAGCACUUUACUGUUUUGUAGCUCAAACCUCAUCCUGCACAUCCUGCACAUGACCCCACUAAUUGUAUGGUCAGUGAUAAAGAUGAAAACUGUGGAGAGCCAUAAGAAGGCCUUCUCAAUGUGCUCUUCACACAUGGCUGUGGUCUUUCUGUGCUAUGCUUCUGGUACUCUGGUGUAUGUUGGAUUAAGAGUGAAAAGUAUCCCUCCUGAUGGGCACAUCGUCAUUGGCACUGCGGCACAGCAGUGUGUGUGGUUCACUGGCUAA